Molecule: messenger RNA, 1619 nt
Organism: Rhinichthys klamathensis goyatoka
Lineage: Eukaryota; Metazoa; Chordata; Actinopteri; Cypriniformes; Leuciscidae
Gene: arrdc1a
Product: arrestin domain containing 1a
Exons: 8
Coding region: 70-1410 (446 amino acids)
Biological process (GO): protein transport
Cellular component (GO): cytoplasm
Molecular function (GO): ubiquitin protein ligase binding; ubiquitin-like ligase-substrate adaptor activity
Source: RefSeq, a predicted model, not a curated record
ACAGGUAAAGCAUUUCCUUUAUUCAUUGUGAAUCGCUCACCCACCUGUUCACGGUGGAUAGAUAACAGAAUGGGAAAGCUUCAGGAAUUCGAAAUAACUCUUAAUAACAACAAAACGGCGUAUAGUCCCGGCGAAUCCCUCUCUGGAACUCUGAAAAUCUCAAUUACACAGCCCAUACCAUGUAAAGCAAUCAAAGUGAACUGCCAGGGCUUCUGUGGAGUGACCAGCAAAUCAAAUGACACUGACUGGACAGAGGAGGAGCAGUACUUCAGCAGCUCAGUCUCAAUAGCAGAUAAAGGCACUCUGAAAGAGGGCGAGCACAGUUUUCCCUUCAAGUUUCUCUUGCCAGCUGCUGCUCCAGCAUCAUUUGAAGGGCCUUAUGGACGGAUUAUAUACAGAGUUCGGGCUUUCAUAGAGACUCCUCGUUUUGCAAAAGACUACAAGAUAGAGAAGCCAUUCUCUAUGUUGUACACAGUCAACCUGAAUGAAGUACCUGGUAUACAGGAACCUAGCUCAUCUUCUGUAACCAAGAAUUUCUCAUACAUGCUUGUGAAGAAUGGGACAGUGGUGCUAAAUGCUGAGAGUGACAUGCGAGGAUAUAUCGCUGGACAGAUCAUUAAAGUGUCCGCUGAGAUUGAAAACAAAUCUGAGAAGUCAACAGGCCAUGUGGUUGCCAGUCUAAUGCAGAAAGUGACGUAUAAUACCAAGAAGCCGACAUAUGACUUGCGGACAGUAGCGGAGGUUGAAGGACCUGGAGUUAAGGGUGGAAAUAAAACUGUAUGGAAAGAGCAGAUAAUUGUGCCAACUCUUCAUCAGUCCUCCCUGACUGAUGGAAACCUCAUCCAUAUCUGCUACUACAUUCAGGUCUAUUUGAAAUACCCAGAAGUGUCAUUAACUCUGCCCAUUUACAUUGGAAAUGUCGCAGUGGAUCCCACUCUGCCUUCCUCCUCCCGGCCGGUUCCACCCAUGCCAGCCCCACGCAACAACCCUGCCCCUGUCCCUUCUCCCGCUGAAACAGCCCUUCCCAGUCUGCCACCACGCACAGCCCCAAAACCUGCACCCAAGCCUAGGCCUCGUAGCUGCUACGUAGCGUCCCCCAGUGCGCCUCCAGCGGAUCUGUACCCUGAACUCCCAGGUGUGGCUAACUACAACGGGGAAUUGACAAAGAGUCCACAGUUAGAGUCAGGUUCCCAGGCUGCAGUGUCCCCUAAUGCAUUCAGCUACGCUCCUGGACUCAGCUUCAGAAAGAGACAGAACGGCCUAUCAGCACUGCCAUUGAGUUCAUCCUCCAGCCCUCAAGACACAAACAGGAAUCAAAUGUCCUCUUCAGCAAGCUUGCCUCCAAACUAUAGUAGUUCAGCAUAUCCACAUGAACCUCCACCUUCUUAUGACGAUAGCUUCAAUACAUAGGAUGUUACCCAACCAAAGGAAGAAGGGAGAAAAACAUUGAACAUUCAUAACAAUCCUGUGACUUCAUAAUAAAUGCAGACCUCAAGCACCUUUGAACCAAAUGUGUAAAUAUACAAGUUCUGAUAUUAAACCUGGUGUAAUACUUCAGAUGUGGUUUAGCAGCUAUAAUGCCAAACAGUUGGACAAUUUUCUUUUCAAUUUUGUCAUUG